AUGACGGAGUACGAAGAGGAUAUAAUACCAGUCAUAAAUCCUGAUCCUCCACUGGAUUCAUUUAAAAUACACUCCACAGGGAAAAGCUCACCCAAAUUGUUUGAAAAUUUCACGGGAUCUCUAACUCGACUUGGCCAUUCCCUUUUGAGUUCCAAUUCGAUAAAAAGAGAAGAUGACGUUUACAUUGAUAUCGCUGAAAAAGUUGCCAUAGAAAAUGACAUAAGCAUCAUUUCGUGUUCUCCAGAUAAUGAAUACGUGGCAAGUUGGUGUAGGGAGGACGGCAUUUUAGCAGUUUGGCCCAUUACGAAAGGUCGCAUUGGUGGGCGAUUAUCACCGAGUUUUGCGGUGAAAACACCUUUUGAUAAGACUAACGUUGAUGGCUCAAAAGUUUAUCUUUCUGUCUCUGAGGAAGGAAAAUAUGUUGUAAUAUCACGAAUGAAAAUUAUUGAUGGUGAAGAAGAGGAAACGCCUAAUUUGGAGAUUAUCCCAAAUGUCGAGAGUGAAAAAUUAGCUGGAAAGUCAUUGGAUAUCACACCGCAUUCCUCGUUUGUGGUCUAUUCUACGGCCCCGCAUUUACCACAAGAUCCGAAAUUAAAUGACCUAGAAAUACUGGGUCCACUGAUAUUUGUGCACCACUCGAGAUUGGUCUGCUUUACGAAACGCGAUAUGCAUAUAUUCUCCACGAAAUCGUGGAAAAUUAUUAAUAGCAUUCGCAUUUCCCAGUUGAUACGGUCGACGCCAGGGUAUAAUCAUGAUAAAAAUCAAUUCUUGGCGGAUGUUUAUGAUAUCCUGAUAGAUAACCUGAGAUACGACUCUUUAUUAUGGCCGGAAAAAGAUCAAGGAUUGAGUGUUUGGAAUUUAGAUGGACUUCUGAAGCAAUGGUUUUAUCUUGAAUCCAAGAGCGUGUCGCAAAGUGAUAAUCUAUACGCCAUUUCAAGAGAUGGAAGCUUGGUGGCUAGGUUCCAUGAGAGAUCAGGAUAUCCGCAUGGCGUCUUAACCAUUUUCCACACACCCACAGCACUGACCAUAUCUGACAUCGAUGUUCCAAAGACAGUUUUUCACAUCGCUUUUCUACACAAAUGCGAUAGGAUGAUAGUAUGUUCAUAUGAAAAUUCAUCGGGGAAAUAUGUUCGUGUACAAUUAUAUUGUUGUUGGAGCGGGCUACUCGUGAAAGAAGCCACGUAUCCUGACAUAGACGUCGAAAAUCUCUUUCUAUUUAACGGAGAUACAUUUAUACAAGCCAAAGCAAAUGAACUCGCAGUGGUACCUUUAUUCCAGCAUGGUACACCGAAAAAGGUUGAACGUUUGUCACUCAUAACUGAAUGUCAACCUACGGAAGAUGGUCUUUUGAUAUCGACCAUGCUAGAUCCACAAUCGACAUGUUGGGGUCAAAUCCACGACAGCGAAGGUAACGAACUUUGUCGAUUUAAAUUUGAACCGUGGAGAUCUUAUAAGGCCCCCCAUAUGUUCAUAACCUGGUUAGAUGAAACAAGGUUUUUGAUGGCCGGGAAGGAUAGCAUACAGAUAUAUCGGAUAAAACCCAGAGGAUCCUUACUAAAGACUGAAUUACAGUACAUCUGGACGGUUCCAGUUACUCGAAAUUCCGAUAUUAAAUUUCUAUCACUAGAGACGAUACAAGACAAGGAUGGGUUGGAUUGUUAUUACCUUCUGGUACAGUUGACAGAUCAACACGAUGUAAGAAUUCCACUCCCCUCGAAGGAAGAUAAGCUUAGCUGCAAGAUUGUUUCGGAUGCGUGCAUGGCGGUGCAUUUUUUGAGAUUACAAUUUGGCGAGGAAAGUGAAUAUCUUAAUCAUUUGGGGAUCAAGGAACAGUUACACAAGCUGAUUGAAAGUGCGGUGGAAAAGUAUCCAUCGGCUUUCAGCAAAAUCACCACCGGAAAUGGUGAGACCAUCUAUCCGAUGGAGGAUUUUAUACUGCUAUCAUGGGAUAAAGUUGUCAGGGAUAUACUUGACUCCAAUCAAUACAUUCCCCUCUUUCACAACGAGGAACAGUCCGAGAGUGCUUUAUCAUUACUGGUCGAACUUCAAAAAUCAGAGUUAGUCGAACGCAUGAUUUCAUACAUAAUAAAGAAUCUCCAUCAACGUUAUAAUCCAAUGCGCGCGAAGUUUGCAAAUUCUUCCGUGGAAAGUUUUAAAAUGCGGCUACAACAACCUGGAUUCGCCUGGACGAUUGGAAAGGUAUUACUGGACUUGUACAAAUACUAUCCUGAUAAAGGUGCUAGGGUGUUGAGGGAGUGCAGUUACUUUACCACAUCGCUGGAGACGCCAGUAAGAAUCCUGCAGACAAACUUGGGAAAGCCAUUUACUGGCGAGGAAAGAAGUUUUCUCCCAGAAUUAGCAGCUGUCACGAGAAAAGCGCAACUCCCCAAAGAACUAAUGAAGGCUUACGAUGGUCGGAAGAAAUUCGCGGAUUGGCUUCGCUCCACAUUUUCAAGACCCUCCGAGAUCCGGAAAGAUGACAAGAAUUCACCAAAAUAUCUAUGCGAAAAAGGAAUAGGCGCAUAUGGUAGUUCGACAUUUAUUGAAAGUGAAAAGAAAUUUCUGAUAAACAGAGAAAGUCACAUGUAUCGAAAGCAGCUUCGUAAACAACGGUUAGAUAAUUUGCAGAAAACCCAUCCGGCGAAAUUGUGUGUAGUGCCGUUACCAGAUUUUUGCGUUUACCCGACUAUUCCCGAGAAUUACGACGAUACAACUUAUCAGCGAAUGAAAAAGUUCUGGAACUGGUAUAUUGCACCGUCACAAAUGAGUCCCUUUGCAGACAUUGCCAUAAACGGACCGCGAGAAUUGUUUGGAGAAGUUGCAAUGGAGGCAAUAAUAAAGUUCAAGUGGGAAAAAUUCGCGAAAGCCUACUUCUUAAACUCAUUCAUUUUAUACUUAACAUAUGCGAUCCUUUUCUGUGUAACAGUUAGCAUCGAUUACGACUUAGUGCUCGACACAUCAAAGAAAGUAGAAACCUGGAAGAAUACCUUAUUCAUAAUUGUCACCGUCAUCUCGUUUGUCUUCUUGCUUCAAGAAUUUCGUCAAAUGGUCGGCCGUUGGAAAAUUUAUUUCUCAAGCUUCUUUAAUUACAUCGAUCUCGCUUCAUACGGGUUACCGUUGGCUACAAGUUUAAUGGUCAUUGCUGUGAAAAGUGAUCCACCGGCGUGGUUGAAAAGUUUUGCGGUACUAAUGGUGUGGUUCAACGCUUUGUUGAUGUCAAGAGCUUUUGCCGGACCAGGAAAAUUUAUUGCGAUUUUAAUAGAAAUUGGAAAAAAGAUUAUAACAUUAAUUAUGACACUGGCCGUUAUUGUCAUUGGCUUCGCGAAUGCGCUAUUCGUUCUUCUGCGCAAUGUCGAUCCAAAUGACAUCGUGAAUACCUACAAUGGUUCGAUUUCAAAUUCGUCAGGCGGCGUCGUCGGGAAUCUAACCAUACAACAAGACAUCAGGUCCGACACCAACCAAUGGACAAGAUUCGAUUCGGCCUUAUUCGCUACGUAUAAAUUCCUGGGUAUAGGGUGGGAGUCUGUCACCAACAUUGAACCUACGUGGUCUCUUAACCUUAUGAUGUUAUUGUUCAGUUUCGUGACAGUGAUCAUUAUACUAAACGUUCUAAUCGGUCUUAUAACCGAGGUAUUCGUCGGUAGCCUUCAGGUGGGGCGUCAAGCGUGGUUAAGACAACGUGCGGAACUUAUAGCCGAGCUUGAACUAUUCUCCCUCACUCCCAAAGAUCGACAGAAGUCAGACUGGUUUCCCCAUUUGGUAUACUACGAAGCACAUUUGGACUCUAUAAAUAGAUGGCAACGUAAAUUGUAUCAAGAGGAGAGAGGAGAUUUGGAUGUGGAUUUUGUCCGGAGCGAGUUAAAAACGGUCAAGGAUGACCUUGAGGACGAGUUGAAAGAGCUGAAAGGGAUGGUGGGACAUAUUAAAAUUGCAAUGGGUAUCGGGAAGAUGCCUAGUGACGGAGAUACAGUUGGUGGGGCUAAGUUUAGAAGUGAGCGAGAUGGCAAUAUCACGCUUCAUUGA
Molecule: messenger RNA, 4023 nt
Organism: Acaulospora morrowiae
Lineage: Eukaryota; Fungi; Glomeromycota; Glomeromycetes; Diversisporales; Acaulosporaceae
Source: the annotation of a GenBank genome assembly